AUGGACUUUUUUACGAGAAGUAGAAGCCGGGAAAAGAAAAUCGCUGCUGCGUAUGGGAAUGCUUAUAAGCCCAUUUCCAAACAUUCGGACAUCGGCAUUCCUACCCAUUCUGCAAUCAAGGUUACGGACGGAGGGGAGCGCGUGGAAGUAGAGAUCAACUUUCGGGAUGAUGCACCUCUCUCACUUGUGACACAUGGUGGCGAGCAUUCCUUGCUGCGCCGUAAGUGUCUCCAACUCAAGUUCUUAACAUAUGCAAAAUAACUAAAAUUGCGCAUGUCAUAGUCGACCAAACGAUGCUUAGUAUCCUCCCUCGAUACGCAAACAUCGCACGGUCCCUCAAAGUCAUCAUUCUCUUCCCAUCAACCCCUGCAUCCGUCCACUUCACCAGAACAAGCGAGACCUUCAUCCGCACACUCUCCAACCUGAUCAACUCUUUCCAAAAUGCCGACAGUAUACAAGUCGCUGCAAAAAUUGGCGUAACGCAUGAUCGCGAAACGAAUACGGAGGACUUCAUUUGGGAACAACUAAAGCAUAUGGUUUAUUUUUACAGAUGUACGGUGAAAGAUCUGAGGCUUUAUAUUGCGGCUGGGGAGGGAAUGGAAUGGCGGUUGGUGCAGGAGGAUAGCCCGUUACAUCGGAGGUUGAUGAGCCAUAAGGAGGGACUGGUUAAUGGGGGAGCUUUCUCGGAUGUAGGGUCUUCUUAA
Hymenoscyphus albidus is the source of this 704-nucleotide messenger RNA. NCBI's taxonomy places the organism in Eukaryota, Fungi, Ascomycota, Leotiomycetes, Helotiales, Helotiaceae. The record is from the annotation of a GenBank genome assembly.